Xyrichtys novacula (pearly razorfish) is the source of this 5037-nucleotide messenger RNA. The record is from the annotation of a GenBank genome assembly. NCBI's taxonomy places the organism in Eukaryota, Metazoa, Chordata, Actinopteri, Labriformes, Labridae.
CCUACAUUUUCUUUGCCCCUCUGAGUCUGUGAAGGAGAGAUUAGGUGAGGAUUACAGCCCCAUUGGACCAGCUGGCCGCCGAAUUCAUCCUUCAAAUAUCUCAGGAAUGUUGAUAUCCUUUCACAUGUUGGGCAACCUGAAACCUGAGGGAGGCGCUAUUUUAUACAGACACCACCACUAUCAGACAGGUUGCUAGGUAAGUGCUGGGCAGGGAGUGCAGUCAAACACUGUACUCCAGUGGGUGCAACCUGGUGUGUGAAGCAGUUGAACAAAGUCGAGUUUGAGUCAAGAUUUAGGAGAUUCAUAAGAUACAUGGCGUUGGAGUCAUUGUUUAGGCAGUAUAAAGUCUACUUAAAGAAGUCUUUUUGAGGGGUAACAGGAGAAAUCGGGUCUGUUUUGCUUCAGUAAACCGCCUUCCUCUUCUACAAAGGACUGUCUGUGUGCUGUGCAGCAGGUGGAUAACUGCGCUCAGGUAAUGUAACACGAAACUCAACCAUGUGACCAAUGGCGAUGCGAGGAGUAGACGAGAAAAAAAAAAACUGUUUUACAUGAAAAACCAACUGCUAGUUCAGACGAGGAUGGCACUCAUGUAGUCUUUCUAAGUUACAGGUGAACUGUUUUUCGUCUUUUUUCAUUGGGCCGAACUGUGUUUUGUUGUAGUUUCAUUUUUUUGGCAAGGUGCAGCGGAAGCACUGUGGUUCAUAUGUGAGGAAUUAACCAGCUCGAUGUUUCCCGUUUCGCUUCGAUCACCUGGGAACAGCCUCAUCAGAAGGUACUGUAGGUUAUUUGUCAACAUAUUUUCAUCUCCCCCUUUAAAGCACUCAGUUUCAAAUACAUGUGUUAUUUCUUACCUAUUAUUUUCUUGUCCUGAGGGAGUUUAAAGUGAUUUAACAUCAGGCUUUAAGUGACUCAGUAGUUCUGGUGGACACUUUCUGACUCAGCCUCCCAUUAAAGGAGCCUCUCAUAGUGUCAAAGUAACCUCAAAUUGUCCUAACAUUGUGACACUGUGCCUCCAGCUCAGAUGAAUCCACGCAGUGAGCGUUGGAUCUAAAGAAAUGGACCCAAGUUGAUCCCCCCCCUUGAGUCCCAGUCUGCCCUCACUUGGCCUGCUGGUCCCAGGACGAGAUGGCAGCCAGUCCAGAGGCGAUGGCAGUACCUGGAGGAGUCGUGGUUGGGAGUGUUUUACUGCUGGUGCUGAGCAAUAAUCCUGUAUGGGGUGAGUCAGUAACCAUCCCUUUAUCUUCUACACUACUUCAUAAGCAAAACAUUUAACCACACCUUCACACAAACCCACUCACACACAAAUAUGCCAUAAAAUUCUGCAAUGAUUAAUAGAAAGAUUAAACACAGGGGGGCUUCCAAGUAAACCUGAAGCAUACACAGGCUUGUCAGCAUGUUGUAAGAAUAUCUAUAUUCCUAUAAUAAGACAAUGCAGUUUCACAGUGAGCAGCCUUCUCUCUUGAGCGUGACUGCCCCCUGCUUAACCCAUACUUUUUGUUAUCAAGUUGAACUUACAAAGUCCUUCAAAGUUUACUGUUUACCCCUGUGAAUGAUUGACUCAGAAAACGGCAGUGAGGGGUAUAAGUUCCCCAAAUACCCGCCCUUUGAAGUUAGUUUUGAUCCAUUUUUAACGCCUUAUUCAAACAUUCUUAUUGUUUUUCCAUAUUUACAAGCUACAGCUCGUGAACUUGUAGUUUGACUCAGCUGACUGUACAACAGCAGUACACUUUGCAUUCCUGCGCUCAUCCUCCUCCUCCUCCUACACUCUCCUGGUCAAGUUACUAUGUAGUUUUGUGAUGUCCCUGAGUGAUCACAUGGUCAGUCAUGGAUGAAACCUGUGGAAACAGCAUAACACUGGCAGGAUAUUUGGAUCACUGCAUUUUCACUUAUUGGAUGGAAGUCCCAAGUAUAUGGUUUAAGUGUUUCAGAUUGUUACUCACCAAAAUGUAUUUAUUGGAUAAGGUAGGCUGUCACUUCUGAAUUAAGAGUGUGCAAAAUGUUAUAUGAUCUCAGAUCAAGAUUUUGAAGAUACCCCAUGUAUUUUCAUCCAUCUUUAUUGGGAUAGUUUUUUUUUUCUGUAUUUACACCUGAUAUAAGAAAAAAUGCUUCUUUUAGGGGUAUGUUAUUCCCUUUCUCCAAAAUGGUCUGUAAUUAAGAUGAGACAAUAAAUACCACCAUGGGUUAAUAUGCAGCUGCUUAUGACUGGAAAUAAAGAAACCAAGCUUGCUUUGCGUUGUUAAGGUAUGAAAAAUCAAUCUAGUAGCACCUUUAAAGCAUCUCUUUUUUGCCUAAAUUGGUCAUGAAACCAUAUACAACAAAAAGGAAAAAGAAAACUAAGACAGGAGAUGCACAGCUAGAAAGUUGACAGGAAACUAACCGAAGGCCUCAGUUUUAAAUCAGUGUUGUAAGUCUUGGAGAAAGAAAAUACAUCAACAGAGAUCACUUAAAGAAAUAAAAUCAAUAAAAUUAGGCUAAAAAAGCUUAUUUAUUGAUUAUAGUGUACGGAUGAGGAAAAAGUUUGCCACAUUUGUAGGGGAGUAUUGGGAAAGACAAAAAUAUUAAUUGCUGCAAAAAAACAACUUAGUAGUUCAGAAUGAUGCUCCAGUUAUCAUCCUCUAUAAUUUUCUAUUUACACAUUGCUUCUAUUGUUUAACUGUUUUGCAACUUUAACAAUUUAGAGGGGGUGUUUUUGUCACGCUUUACUGCUUCUUGGCCGGGACCAUGAAAUCCCUCUUUGCUCGUUGCCUGGAAAGUUGUCCAGCUCACUAGAUUAUUCCCCAAACUGACAAACAAUACCAGUAAAUUGAAACAGAACUCCAGAGAGAUCAGUCAUAGCUUCGAUGGGUUACACAGUCUAUGUUUUCUUGUAAUAUCUCACUGGUUUGCCGAGAGGUAAAAACAAAAAUAAAGCGUUCACAAGAUUGGCUAAGCAGCUUUGGUCCCGGUAAUGUUUGUGUUGUUCGCACAGUGUUCCUGAUGUGACUUCUUUAUUUUCACAGGAAAUUUCACCACUGCUGCAGGUGGAACCUCCAAUAAAACCACAGUGAGUAAACAACUUUUCCAGCAUUAUUAAUCUGAUCAUCUCCACUGUCACUGAUCUAAUCGCUAUCCUGUAUAUUUCAUUUUCAGGAGACAGACAUCGCAGCUAUUGUUGCCCCUACGGUCACCCUGAGUAUUCUGGCCAUAGUCGGGGCUGUUCUCGCCUGGCUGUUCUGCGUGGUGAAAAAGAAGAGACAAACUGAAGGGACAUAUAGACCCAGCGCAGAGGAACAGUCUGGCUCGUGCAGCACAGUGACGCCAGAUGCAUUAAAAUUACCAAAAGAGGAAAGACUGAUAUGAGAUUCUGUGCAUCAUGUUUGCACGCAAUCCUACAGUAACAAUGGUUGCAGAUGUUUGUGCUGCGCGAGUGUGUGACGAGGCUCUUUCUCGGAGCUGAUACAUGAAAGAAAAGACAAGUUGCCAAGUGUGUUCGCUCAAAUGUGAUGUUUUACUUCAACGCUAUAACAAGCAUCAAACAGUUCUUGGAAGGCACUACAGAGAAGAAGAAAAACACCUGGAUGAGUGGAUCUAACUGAUUUCAAGAAAAAAACAGAACAUUUCAAGGAGGUUUUGAACAUUUCUUCAUUUUAAAUGAAAUGAUAUCUGCAGUAUUUUAUUACAAUUGAUGAUUUGAGAGAAGAGAUAUUUUACUUGUUUAUGUUUUAAUAUACAUUUAACCAUGCACCUACUCUUGAUUUGAUUGUGUAACAUGGCUCACUAUCACCUACAUCAACUACAGAUCCUUUACCUCAGCUGUGAUCUGCCAUCUUAUCAACAUACAAAGUUUUAGAAAAAGCUGGAGUUCAAAUGGGGUUUUGGUGAUUAUUUCAAAUUGUUUACACUCAAAAUUCCUUAUGUAAUCAAAGUCCAACAAGCAGUGCAAAAUGCAUCUUAAUCAAGCAGAUACUGUAUUUUUAAAUAUCACCUAUUUAUGCUUUUGUCAAAUAAAUCAAAAAAAGUUUGUGUUUGAAUUAUUUUAUGAAGCAAAGGCCCUGAAACAUUUAAAGCAUCUCUGCGUCCAAUUUCAUCCUGCUGUAAAGUAUUUAACGUGUGCAACCUUUCUUAACCUUCCUCCUCCUGUUUAGCUGUUACUAUGCACCCACUAUGUUAAGGGUCGGUUUUGACCCGUGUCUUAAAUCAGCUGCAAAUUACACUAAAAUCAUUUCUCUGUCAUCCAAUUUGGUUCUCAUCUCUAGGUUAACUUGUUAGGCUUCAUUAUCCAUGAAAAUAUUGCCUCUGGACCUUUCUUUGUCAUCUAUACUGAAUUGAUCUUACAUGUCUGGACAUGCCCAAUGUUGUUUUUUUGUGCAGGGAAAAACAUGGUAAAAUGAGAAUUUCCUAAAUCUCACAUGAUUGGAAGAGGAUCUGACUGUCAGUGUGGCGCCUGACAGUGCUCAUAUGAUUUCAGUUUUUGCUCUAAUUAUUGGGUAUUGAUCUAACCGGGUCAACAGUGACCCUUACACAACAAGUGGCAUAAUUUUGAUAAGAGCAUUUUAUAAUUUAGUCAAUUUAAUUUUUUGUUUUUAUUUUGUUGAAAUAGAUGUUCCUGACAAAGUCAAAAAGUCUUGAUGUACAAAAGCUAAUUUAAGUGGGUUUUUUAAGCAUUUAAAAUAAAAAACAGGUCAGUGAAGACCCUAACACAGGAAGAGGGUUAAAACAGGCCAAGAAAGGGUCCGGUAUACAAGACCAAGACUAAGACCAUGAACUUGCACAGUUAAUCAUAGCGUGAUGAAACAGAGAGGUAUAUAAGAAGGCCUGCUAGCCAUGCAAGGUGGGAAAAGUUUGGCUCCAGUAGUUGAAACAUGGGGGAGAGAGAUGCUUGGACACAGCAUGGAUUUCCUCCUGUGAGUUCCAUGAAACGCGAAAGUCACUGUUAGUGUCUUGGGGUAACUGAGAUUUUUUUAGAGAAAAAUGGCAAAAAUAAAAGAGAGGAAUUAUACCUACUGCUCCAAAACGUUGGUUAGUAAUAUAAUAAACUACAUGUUGCUGCUGUUCAAA